Gongylonema pulchrum is the source of this 1103-nucleotide messenger RNA. Lineage: Eukaryota; Metazoa; Nematoda; Chromadorea; Rhabditida; Gongylonematidae. The record is from the annotation of a GenBank genome assembly.
UUGGAAUUAUCGGUAAACUGUUUAACACACGCUAAUUUUCCUGGUUGUUUUGCAGUCGGAGUUUCCCCCAAUGUUUUUCCCCCUGGCAGUCCAGUUGUUCCUGCACACAUUUUGAGCUUGUCUACAGCACUGAUUGAUGCGACGGAGCUCACUGAUUGCUGCAAAAGCGGAAGGCGUCAUUUCGAGCAGAUGUCAACGUGUUCGAAGUUGAAACUCACAGAAAAAGAUGGGAUUUGCAUUCGAACAGCAGCAAUUUGCUGUAUGAGCACACUACUGAACCAGAGCUGUGAACUGGGCAUAAAAAUGGCUAACGAGGACGAAUAUUGCCCGUUUGCUCUCAAUGAGAUUGGUGGAGGACUUCGUAAGGAGUGUUGCGACUGCUGUAUGUUAGCCAAGGAACUCACUAGGAAACACGGUAAUUGUACCCCACCAAACGGCUUCAGUGAGACGUGUUUACGUUCAUUCCAUCAUUGCUGCUCGCGAAAGUCGGGCGGAAAAUACAGUUUACAGGAUCAUCAUCAUUAUGAAAGUCAUUCGGAUGCAGUGGGUGUGCAGCGUAUCGGGGAUCGCUGCGCCUUGGCGAACUGUGAACACGUAUGCACCGAUCGCGGGGGUGCAUCGGUGGAAUGCUCCUGUCAUGCCGGAUAUGAGCUCGGUUCGGACGGUUACUCGUGCGUCGACAUAGACGAAUGCGAUACGCGUGAAACGGUAUGUACACUGCCUAAUGCGCACUGCCUCAACACUCCUGGAUCAUUCUCCUGCGUCUGCUUACCAGGUUUCUACUGGAGUGAUGUCGGCUCCGUCUGUGUAGUAAUCACAGCAUGUGUUGUGUUUAUCCUAGACAUUGAUGAAUGCCUGCUGUUGGCGGACAAUUGCUUGGAAAGCCAGCGCUGCCUGAACACGCCGGGUUCAUUCAAAUGCAUUCGGACGUUGUCCUGUGGUACAGGAUAUGCGUUGGACAGUGAUACUGAGCAGUGCAUUGGUUCAUUUUUCUUUUUCUUCACGUCUAACUUUAAUGUUUGCAAGUGUUUCUUUAUUUUACUUUUGUUUUUUGCACUAAACUCAUUUCGUAUGUCAGAUAGUGACGAGGCGAACUUAUAGGG